This is a messenger RNA of Salvelinus fontinalis (brook trout), 2983 nucleotides long. Its product is annotated as breast cancer metastasis-suppressor 1-like protein-A. The transcript has 10 exons. The coding region runs from base 547 to 1314 and encodes 255 amino acids. Gene Ontology annotation, biological process: negative regulation of transcription by RNA polymerase II. Gene Ontology annotation, molecular function: histone deacetylase binding. Lineage: Eukaryota; Metazoa; Chordata; Actinopteri; Salmoniformes; Salmonidae. The record is from RefSeq and is a predicted model, not a curated record. Gene Ontology annotation, cellular component: Sin3-type complex.
GCACCUUAAAGUUGGUUGCCAACCGCCAAAUAAAAUCCACAGAAGAAGACUAAUUUCUUCCCAUUAGAAACAUUUACAUUUACAUUUAAGUCAUUUAGCAGACGCUCUUAUCCAGAGCGACUUACAUUUAACAUUUUUUAUUUAACUAGGCAAGUCAGUUAAGAACAAACUCUUAUUUUCAAUGACGGCCUAGGAACAGUGGGUUAACUGCCUUGUUCAGGGGCAGAACGACAGAUUUGUACCUUGUCAGCUCGGGGAUUUGAACUUGCAACUUUUCGGUUACUAGCCCAACGCUCUAACCACUAGGCUACCCUGCCGCCCCAGAAACGACAGGCUGUGGUCUAUCUUGGGUUAGUUAUAAAAAUCGUUGUCCAGUUUCCGCUCUGUUUUAGCUAUCUAGCUAACUAACAAGCUAGUUAGUUGUUUAGCCGUCUUUGUUUAUAUUGAUAAAACACUCUUAUUUUGACACAAUUUAGGUCGCCAACCUAUCAUCAGUAAUUGAAUAAGUGCAAGUUCGCGAAAAGAAAGAAAGCAACCAGGAAGAAUAUGGAGGUUGAUUUCCCAGAGCAAGACGCUAGUAGCACGGACGAAGACGACACUGUCAGCUCUUCUGUAUCUGAAGAUGGAGACAGCUCGGAGAUGAACGAUGAGGACUGCGAGAGGAGACGAGUGGAAUGCAUGGACGAGAUGACUACCCUGGAGAAGCAAUUCGGCGACUUGAAAGAACAGCUGUACAAGGAGAGGCUCUGUCAGGUGGAUAUAAAGCUACAGGAGGUCAUAGCAGCCUGUGCCCAAGAGUAUCUGCAACCACUUGCCAACCUACAGGAGAAUAUGCAGAUCAGAACUAAAGUGGGCGGGAUCUACCAAGAGCUGUGUCUUGAGUCUGUGAAGAACAAGUACGACUGUGAGAUCCAGGCUGCCUGCCAACACUGGGAGAGUGAGAAGCUGUUGCUGUUUGACACAGUGCACAGUGACUUAGAAGAGAAGAUCAGACGCCUGGAGGAGGACCGACACAGUAUCGACAUCACCUCAGAACUGUGGAACAAUGGUUUACAUUCACGGAAGAACAAGAAGAAGGAUCCCUUCUGCCCUGUCAAGAAAAAGAAGCCUGUUGUUGUCUCAGGUCCAUAUAUUGUUUACAUGUUGCAAGACAUCGAUGUACUUGAAGACUGGACAGCAAUACGAAAGGCACCACAGGCGGAGGUGACAUUAGGGUCGCACAGGGUCAAGGUUGAUGUCCCUACCAAGGCUGACAGACACCAUCAUGUGGCGAGGUCUGAGGAGGGCAGACUGUUCUAUGACAGCCAGUGGUAGUGCAGAGGACAGGCCUCGUGUAUCAACAAGAAGGACCAACACCCUACCAGUUCCAUAAUAACCACCAUAAACCAUGACGAGGUGUGGUUCAAAUGGCUUGACAGCAGCAAGUCCAAACUCUACAUCUCUCAGCUGCAGAAAGGCAAAUACAUCAUCAAACACUCCUAAUGUCCCUCACAGCCUGCUGUACUUUUUCACCCUGGAUAACAGAUGAACUCCACUGCUAUAAAAUGUCCUCUCCUUAAUGUCAGUGGACUUAACCAAGCCUGGUCCUGGAGAGCUACAGGUCAGGAUGUGUAGGGUCAGUGACUGACUAAUGCUCUUUGUAUGUUAAUAUGAUCUGCGAGGCCAACAAGUGUCAUUUCUUCUCUAAACUGGAAAUGAGAUGAGUGAAAUUCUGGUUGUGAGGAGGAGUAGUGUGUCUUUAGUGUAUUUUACCCCCCUUUUUCUCCCUAAUUACAAUCUUGUCUCAUCGCUGCAACUCCCUAACGGGCUCGGGAGAGGCGAAGGUGGAGUCUGAAACAUGACUCGCCAAGUCGUGCUCCUUAACACCCACCAGCUUAACCCGGAAGCCCGCCGCACCAAUGUGUCGGAGGAAACACUGCUCAACUGGCGACCGGGGUCAGCCUGCAGUCACCUGGCCAGCCACAAGGAGUUGCUAGAGUGCGAUGGGCCAAGUAAAGCUCCCCCCCGGUCAAACCCUCCUCCUAAGCUGGACAACACUGGGCCAAUUGUGCGCCGUCCUAUGGAACUCCCGGCCAUGGCCGGUUGUGGCACAGCCCGGGAAUGAACCGCGAUGCAGUGCCUUAGACCGCUGCGUCACUCGGGAGGCCCCCGUAGUGUGCCUUUUUUAACAAGAUGAUGCCUACCGUCUUGAACUUACUCCGCUGUUCUGGCCGGUGAGAACAGGACGAGGAUCAAGUCAAGCGGGUCCGUUGGUUGUGACUGGAUGGAUGGCUAAACCCUGGUCCUAAUGAUGCGUUUCCUUCUGUGAAACCCCCACCUCUUGUAGUAUUCCAUCUAUAGUCUCAUCAUGUCUCUGUUACUAUUCUGAUAAGGAUACACCCCUCUUGCUUUUUCUGUCUUCCCUUUCUUCCUGCCCUCAAGGGGACAUGAUACCAUUUACCUAACCAAUGCUGUCAGAUGUGUUAUCAAUUCAAGGAAGGAAGGAUGGAUGUUAACUAUAUUUUAGCAUGGCCAAGGUCAGUAGAGAUGGGUCAAAAUGUCUGGUUGUUGUACAAUCACGUCCAUGCAAUCCCACUCUUUUGCACAUGAUUGGAUAUUGUGGGAAAGCAUUUGUUUCUGUGUAUAAAGUACCACCUGCCAACAGUUUUGCAUCUUAAGGUUCUCAACAUAUUAUGAAUUGUGUAAUGUCACAUGCUGUAUAUAUUGGGAGCAUCUGCUGUUUUUUUUCGAAGCCUAUGAAGAAUUCUACUUAUGUCCGUCUGAGUACGAUCAGACCAAUGUUUCACUGCCAUCAAUUGAACAGUAGUCCUGCUGUCUUGAGUUUUUAUUUGUAAAGUUUGGAUUUUUUUGUGUUUUUUAUUUUUUGGAAAUUAACGCUCAGUCUACACUACAUUUUCUUUUCAUGUCAUGCGGGAUGAAAAUUGGAAUAAAAUAUCAGUCACAAUUCAUGUACAGCAAAUAAAAUAUUUAAUUUUGUAGUAAA